GCCUCAGAGGACGAACAGGACGACGCACUGGUUGAUGAUGACACCAUGGGUAGCAAUAGUGUGGACUUGACGCUGGACGGAGAGCUUGAGAUUGAAGUUCCCCCAGUUCAUUGGCCGGCUACGCAACCGUCGUCCUCACAUGAUAGGCCGCAUUCGUCCCAGAGUGAUCUUCGAUGGUUGGAUCAGUUCGCAAAGGAGCAAGCUCAGGCUCAUAUUCGGCAGAACCUCAACACUCUCAAACAGCCUUGGGAAAGAGGACCUUUGGCAGGACUGUUCAACCCCAAGAUGGCCUGGCCUAGGCCAGCUGUCAACUUGGGGCUGCCUUCGAUUGGAGCCAUGGAGACUUUGGUGUCGACCUCACACAUUGCCAAGGAACCAGCUUUACCUAGUUCUGCCACGACUUUUGCACAGCAGCGAGUUCGUCAAAUGAGACUUCACAGAACUGAUGAUGACGUGAGACGUAAGUCAUUGGAUAGAGUCUCAACCAUGAUGCUCAUGGAUUGCAAUGCAACUAAUGUUGGCAGGUCCCUCAUAACCUUUGCUGGCACCCUGGCCGCAGACACUGAGAUCGUUAACUCCAUAUCAGAUGUCUUUGGACCGAAGAGCACGGGAACGAUUCUCAAACGGACCAAUGCCAUGUGGAGGUUUGCCCAGUGGCUCCACAAACAGAAUCUUGGAUCACCCUUCGUGCAAUCAGAAGCAGUGAUAUACAGGUAUGUCAGUUUUCUCAAGGAGUCAGGUGCGGCCCCAACUACGGCUUCUCACUUUUUGGAGUCGCUACAGUUCUUCAAUGGUCUGUUGGGCUUUGCAGCGAUCAAGGUGACAGAAGUUUUGAGUGCACGUGUCAAAGGUUCAGCUCAUGUCCAGUAUAUUGGAAAGAGGAUUCGCAAGCCAGCGGAGACCCUGACUCAACGGGAAGUGGGAGAGCUUGAAGCAAUUGCAUUGACAUCAAACAAUCCACUUCAUGUGAUCCUGGCGGGCCACUUCUUGUUUUGUCUUUUUGCCGCAGCAAGGUGGUACGAUUCGAUGUACGUUUGCGCAGCAUCGGUUUCCAAUUAUAAGGGAGUGUGGCUGGUUGAGGCGGAGACCAGCAGGCACAAGACAUCCAUGACCAAGCAGAUGCAAACAGAGCUGUUGCCCUUCACUGCUCUUGGUAGAGCAUUCGACAUCCGUGCAUGGGCUGACCCAUGGAUGAAGGCCCGGGAGGUGGCUCAACGCUGGAUGGAUGACAAGAUGACCUCAGCAGAGGCAUCGUCAUGGCUACGUGAACUUUUGGCACCAACCUCAGGUGUCGAACGGGCGGCGAAGCUGACCAUUCAUGGCCUGAAGGCAACCCUGAUCUCCUGGGCAGCUAAAUCACUGACCUUUUCACCUGAAGAGCUGACAGCACUGGGGCACCACGUCUCGAAGGCCCAUCGCUCUGCCAUGAUUUAUUCCCGGGACAACCAGAUUGCGCUGGCGGUCAAAGUGCACAACAUGUUGGCCAGGAUGCGUGCUGGGCUUUUCCAGCCAGACUUGCCACGCGUGGUCAGGCUCUUCGAUCUUGCGGCAGAGAUUGAAAGGGAACAUGAUGAGCGUCAUGAGCUGGCAGACUCGGAAUCCGAAAGCGCUCAGUCGGACGACUCAUGUGUGGCCUCUUCAGGAGACGAGCUUGAUGGGAGCCCCAAACACUUGCCAAGGAUGAACCCCAUGGACAUCAGGGCGGACAUGUGUGUUGUGCAUCACAUCUCGUCCAUCAUCCAUGUCAAAAAGCCGGAGCCUGAUGGAGACACUUUGGGAUGUGGUCGCCUGGUGAGCCAUAAUUUUAGGCCUGCAGAGGACCGUGACCUUGGGGGCAACAAGUCCCUCGUGUGCACUGGCUGCAGCCGAUAUUGGCACAGCUGGUACCGGGAUUCGUGA
Molecule: messenger RNA, 1899 nt
Organism: Durusdinium trenchii
Lineage: Eukaryota; Dinophyceae; Suessiales; Symbiodiniaceae
Source: the annotation of a GenBank genome assembly